Messenger RNA from Entamoeba invadens IP1, 1263 nucleotides. RefSeq lists its product as hypothetical. NCBI's taxonomy places the organism in Eukaryota, Evosea, Mastigamoebida, Endamoebidae. Gene Ontology annotation, molecular function: GTPase activator activity. The coding region runs from base 1 to 1263 and encodes 420 amino acids. The transcript is spliced from 4 exons. The record is from RefSeq and is a predicted model, not a curated record. Gene Ontology annotation, biological process: small GTPase-mediated signal transduction. Gene Ontology annotation, cellular component: cytoplasm.
AUGGCUUUUGGCAUGAAAGUAACUCCUGCCACGUAUGACUACACUGUAUACCCCAAAAUGGUUGAAUUGGCUUCAAAAGCUUCUCAAGUUGGAAACACAUUAAAACUCCUUGAAAACACUCUCAAGACUUUUGAAGACUCAUUAGAAAGUAUCAUGGAACACGUCAACCCAAAUGGAAACCCAACAUCACUCGAGAACAUCGUCCGUAUUAAUUUGUUUGUCCAGUCGAACGUCAAAACACAACUUUCAAUGCUUCAAGCCAUUUACCGCAAUUUCAGCGAGAAACUGAAGCAACCGUGGGACUGGGAAGAGGAGUUUAGCACAAAUGAAGUUGUUAAAAAGCAACAGCUUCAAGAAAUCUUUAACAUUCAAAUGUAUCGAUGUUUGACGUCGUUUUUAAUCGACUUAAAAGGAUUUAAACCGCCGAUGCCGAGCGAUUUACUGGAUGACACGAAAAUGAAACCGAUAAUUAACAUCUCUGAGAGGCUGAGAAAUGAACGAGUCAAACAUUUGAGUGUCAAUUACACUACAAGUCCCCAAGAAAUCAUUAAGACGGAGAACCGGCCUACUUCUCUUCUUCCUUUAUAUAUUGAAAGAAUAAUGUAUCGGUUGUAUUACUCUAAAGACGUUGAAGGGGUCUUUCGAUUGUGUGCUGCUAAAAGUUCAAUAGAGCAGUAUAUCAAAUACAUUGGAGUCAUCGAUUUUAGAAUGACUGACUAUGUCUUAGUCGGUGGUAUUAUCAAAAAGAUCAUGCGCGAUAUGAAGAAGCCAAUAUGGCCUAUUGAACUCUUCGAAGACCUCAUCGCAAUCACCCAAGAUCACAGCGAUAUAGACUGGGUCACUAAUUUUAAGACUUUAUAUGAGCCAAUCCAACAAGAAAACAAAGCUUUUCUUGAAGGUUUAAUCGCUUUGUGUUUGAAAAUUAUUGAAAACCCAACGAGUAAAAUGGAUUUUAAUUCUCUUGCUAUUUGUGUGGGACCCGCCGUGAUACGAACAGAACGCUCUUUGAAAGACUUGAAAACCCAAUUUGUUAUUGAGGCAUUUGAAAAAAUGCUGAGAAACGCAAAACAAAUUUUCACCGACCUCGAAACAUUCUUCAUUCAAUCAUUGUACGACGAUGUUAUGUAUCCACCUACAACUUACAAAGAAACGUUUACAGGAAUGGCAGUUGUUGGACAGGUCAGACACUCAAAGAGAAAUGGAGGUCGCAAGUUAUCAUUGUGCCAACCUAAAAUGAGCUGGUCUGCAAUAUCGAAAGUCUAA